Pichia membranifaciens NRRL Y-2026 is the source of this 663-nucleotide messenger RNA. RefSeq lists its product as hypothetical. The transcript has a single exon. The record is from RefSeq and is a predicted model, not a curated record. Lineage: Eukaryota; Fungi; Ascomycota; Pichiomycetes; Pichiales; Pichiaceae. Gene Ontology annotation, cellular component: zeta DNA polymerase complex. The coding region runs from base 1 to 663 and encodes 220 amino acids.
AUGGGGAGUGAAAACUUGACACCUAAAAAGGUCAUCACUACAUUAUCUUUAUUCCUAAGGGUCAUAAUAGAACAAAUUUGGUAUCAUUUUGAAAUAUACCCAAAAGAAUCAUUCAGGCCGUACACAUUCUAUGGCUUCAGAGUAUUUUCUUCAAGACAUCCAGGAGUUAUUUCCUACCUCGAUCAACUUGAGCUACAGCUACAAAAGUUAAUGGAAAGAGGCAUACUUGUGAGAGUCUUCUUGGAAAUUUACGAAAACAAAAAAAGAAAAUACUCCUUCGGUUUCAGCUUUAAAAGUUCCCUUCUUUUUGAGCAACUUGAAAAUGAUACUCAGUUUGUGAAAUUUGAUGCUUCAACUGACAUCUUUAAUACGUUUACUUUGGUAAAUGAACUCAAAAGCUUAUUAUUUUCUAUCAUCAAUGUCUAUUCCGGGCUAUCCAUUGCUCCUUCAGAACAAAGUGACAGCUUUAAGGUACUCAUAUCAUCGUCGGACGAUGUCCACCUUUCAACAGAUGGUAACUGGAUACUAGAGAAAUUUUCGCCUAACCAACCUACAAUAUCAGUGACAGAUGAAAAGUUCAGGGACAUUGAUUUCCAGCCACUGCAAGAUGUUAACCUUGGUUACUUAAACAUUAAAAGCUAUUUAGCGGUCCAUUCCAACUAG